Messenger RNA from Phyllotreta striolata, 2370 nucleotides. Lineage: Eukaryota; Metazoa; Arthropoda; Insecta; Coleoptera; Chrysomelidae. The record is from the annotation of a GenBank genome assembly.
AUGGAUGAAGGGACUUUGAACGAUUUGUUAGAGUGUUCGGUGUGUUUAGAACGACUAGAUACUUCCAGCAAAGUACUUCCCUGCCAGCACACGUUCUGCAAGAAGUGUCUGGAAGAUAUCGUGCAAACAAACAAGGAAUUGAGGUGUCCCGAAUGUCGGGUACUGGUGCUCUGUAAAGUGGACGAAUUGCCUCCUAACGUCCUGCUCAUGCGAAUAUUAGAAGGUAUCAAAAAUGCUGGGAACCCACUGCCUAAAAGGACCCACCGACCCACUCGAAGUCCUAUCGUUCUACCCGCAUCGAUUGCCCAAACAACACCUCUACAUACUGCCCACGGUACUCCUGAUCACAGGGUUAAUUCCAACAAACAACAAUCCCAUUUGCUACCUCAUCAAGCAUAUGCAAAAGCAAUUUACGAUUACACAUCAAAAGAAGCAGGUGACCUUAGCUUCAAACGGGGAGAAUUCAUAAUAUUAAAGCGGAGAAUCGACAGUAACUGGUAUCAAGGGGAGUGCAAUGGGAAACAAGGCGUAUUUCCCUUAUCCUACGUACAGGUUAUGACGCCAAUACCGAGCCAUAUCCCGCAAUGUAAAGCCUUAUACGACUUCCGAAUGGCGAACGACGAAGAAGAGGGCUGCUUGUCCUUCAACAAAGGCGACAUCAUCAACGUCAUCAGAAGAGUGGACGAGAACUGGGCCGAAGGGAAAUUAAACGGACGCAUCGGCAUAUUCCCCCUCGCCUUUGUCGAACUGAACAAUCUAGCCAGAUCCCUAAUGAAACUCUCCACCAACGCCCAACCCGGCCCGUCUCGCCUGGCGCCGCCGACGCCCACGUCGGAGGACACCUCACCGCUCAUUCCCACCGAUCACACGAGGAACAUCAUCCCCCAUCACGUCCACCAGCCGCCGCUCGCGCCCGCCGCCCGGGCGCCGGCCGCCAAUCAACCGCACGCCCCGCUCGCCGCCUCCGAUUCCAGCUCGACGCUCAGCUCCAACAUGUCUUCUGCCAACGGUUCGACCGAUAAUACUUCCAGUUCGAGCAGCCCGUCUCCGUCGUCGCCGGCCUCGCCGCCGAGAAGCCAACUUCCCAAGGGCUCGAUUAGUCGACCGGAUCUUCUUGGUAGUGCCAAAACGGGGUCGCAGCGAUCGCCGCAAAGCCAAUCGGUUUGUUCGUCGGAUGCUCAUUUGAAGCCCCACCAGCAAUCUAAAGAGAAACGGCACAGUUUCACCGGUUUGGUAACGCCGCAUUCUCAUUCUAAUCAAAAUCGACAUUCGGCUGAGAUAACGGACUGUCAAACUUUGGGUAAUAACUCGAGGAGGAAUGGUUCGCUCGAUGUGCCACUACCGGCUACUUACGUCGCUUUAUAUCCGUACAAACCGCAAAAAGCCGACGAAUUGGAGUUGAAAAAAGGCGGUAUAUAUAUGGUUACGGAAAUUUGCCAGGACGGUUGGUUCAAAGGCACGUCGAAUCGCACGCAGAAGAGCGGCGUGUUUCCCGGCAACUACGUGACGGCGGCGCGCUGCCCGCCGGGCCACAAGGACGACGCGAAAUUGCCGGCGAGUUUCACGCGCGCCGGCAAAACGGCCUCCGCCAAUUCGGCCUCCGCCAAUCCGCCCGAAUUGCCGCCGAGGGCGUCGAGUCCCGCCGGCAGCAACGCUUUCUCCAGCAGCUGGCACGGCGCCCAGCAGGAUCCGGCGUCGGCGCCGAUCGGCCGCAGCAGCAGCGCCAUCGUGCCCGGCGGCAUGCAAACGGCAGCGGGCAGGGCUCAAGAUAAGCCGAAGGAACGGAAAGAGAAAGGGACCGUUAGCCUAAUGAAACGUCUGGCGAGCAUGAAACGAUCGAAAUCGCCGCCGCCGACCGCUUAUUCCAUGGACAAUCCGGUGUUCGAAGAUGCCAGCAUUCAACCGGCCAAAUCGUCCGCCACACCGGUCCACGUCAGGUCGGGAUCGUGUCCGAGUCAGCUGCUUCAGAUCCAACCAAACGAGCAACACCGUAUGUUUGGAUCCACUUCGCAACGUCACAAACACAAAGAACGCCCAACCAUACUCACUCACAAUCCCAGCAUCGGCCAGCGGAACGGGGACAAGCCGUUGGGGGGUUCCGGUUCCGGUUCGAGUCCGGACGUGCAGCGCCACCGGAAGUCGAAUUCGUUGGACGCGGGGCACAGGCAGGCGAAGGGCUCGGGGCAAACGGUGAGGGAGAGGUUCCGGUGCAUCGCGCCCUACCCGCCCAACAGCGAGUUCGAGCUGGAGUUGCAGGUGAACGAUAUCAUCUACGUGCACAAGAAGAGGGAGGACGGCUGGUACAAGGGGACGCAGCAGAGGACCGGCAAAACGGGAUUGUUCCCGUCUAGUUUCGUGGAGAGUUAUUGA